UUUCGCUGCAUCGUGUGCCGCCUUUUCUCCCCCCCUACACACCCACACCUGGAUUCCAGUGGUGCCCUCGUCCCGUCCUGUGCAAAGAAGGCGGUGGUAGUCUUCGCGACUGGGACACAUCCGGCAGCAGGCUGUCAGCCAGUUCAUUGUCCACCUCAUGGAAAAUGUGGCAGGUGGUCUGCCUGCAGGGGCAGUGGCUGCUGUAUUGAAACCCAGUGAAGGACUACCUGAAGGGAGUCAAACUGUACGUGGCUAUGACUUUGAUUGUGGAUUGGACUAUCAUGCCUUGCUCCAGUCUUACUUCACCACAGGUUUCCAGGCAACCAGCUUUGGGCAGGCUGUGAACGAAAUCAAUCGCAUGAUAGAAGCAAAACUGACUCCUCUGGGUGAAGAUGAAGGAAACCAUGCUGACCUAAAUCCUUGUUCCCGCCGCCUAACGGGCUGCACAGUCUUUUUGGGCUUCACCUCCAAUCUCAUCAGUUCAGGUGUCCGUGAGACUAUCCGCUACCUGGUGCAACACAAUAUGGUGGAUGUGUUAGUGACUACAGCAGGUGGUGUGGAGGAAGAUCUAAUCAAAUGCUUGGCACCCACCUAUAUUGGAGACUUUAGCCUCCGUGGCAAAGAACUACGGCAGAAUGGGAUUAACAGGAUUGGGAAUCUGCUGGUGCCCAAUGACAAUUACUGCAAGUUUGAGGACUGGCUGAUGCCAAUCCUGGACCAGAUGGUGACAGAGCAGGACACAGAGGGUGUGAAGUGGACUCCAUCAAAGCUCAUUGCUCGGCUUGGCAAGGAAAUCAAUAAUCCAGAAUCAGUCUAUUACUGGGCACAAAAGAACAGCAUUCCUGUGCUGAGUCCAGCGUUGACCGAUGGCUCUCUGGGAGAUAUGAUUUUCUUCCACUCCUACAAGAAGCCAGGGCUUGUGCUGGAUAUUGUAGAAGAUCUGAGACUCAUCAAUACCCAAGCUAUCUUUGCCCGAAAGACAGGAAUGAUAAUCUUGGGUGGAGGUCUAGUCAAACAUCAUAUUGCCAACGCCAACCUGAUGAGAAAUGGUGCUGACUUUUCCGUAUACGUCAAUACAGCCCAGGAGUUUGAUGGCUCAGACUCGGGAGCUCGGCCUGAUGAAGCAGUGUCCUGGGGAAAGAUACGCAUGGAUGCCAAGCCUGUCAAGGUUUAUGCUGAUGCUUCCCUGGUCUUCCCACUACUAGUUGCUGAGACCUUUGCACAGAAACCAAAUGCCUUUGUUCAAGAGAAGCAAAAUGACUGAGCCUAAGGCUGCUGCCUGAAGCAUCUUAGCUGUUGGGAACUGCUUGUUCCCAUCCUGUGUAACAUUGCAGUUGCUGGUCACUGCACUGAAACUGUUUGGAGUAUUUAUUUGGGUGGAUGGAUGGUGGUAUUUCAGCUUCUAGAGGAAAAGCUUUUCAUGAUCCAUGUUGAAUAGAAGUUUUACCACACCACUUCUUUCAUAUGGCAGGUAUCUGUUGUUCCACUGUCUCUGUAAUAGUCCUGAACCCACUGAAAAUGCAGGGUUUUACAGGUUUCCCAUAUCCUGUCUCUUCCAUAUAGACCUGGUAUUAUCAGGAAACAUAAGACAUUCAAAAGUAUCCUUAAUUCUGCUACCUGGUGCUUUUCUGAGAGUGGAAUGAGACCAAGAUUCUGAAGUUAGCUUUUUGUCUUUGAAAAACUGGCCCAAGCUAACUCUCUCUGCUCAUAACAUGUCAGUCUCCUGUAUAUUUUAGUUCUUAAAUUGUCUUCCUGCUCCCUUUUAUUUAUUUAUUUGGUUUGUUUGAACUAGAAUCGACUUGAGAAAUCCCUAGACAUCCAAUAAACUGUUAUGGCCCUUAA
Molecule: messenger RNA, 1842 nt
Organism: Pogona vitticeps (central bearded dragon)
Lineage: Eukaryota; Metazoa; Chordata; Lepidosauria; Squamata; Agamidae
Source: RefSeq, a predicted model, not a curated record